Messenger RNA from Pistacia vera, 387 nucleotides. RefSeq names its product EG45-like domain containing protein. The record is from RefSeq and is a predicted model, not a curated record. Lineage: Eukaryota; Viridiplantae; Streptophyta; Magnoliopsida; Sapindales; Anacardiaceae. The coding region runs from base 1 to 387 and encodes 128 amino acids. Gene Ontology annotation, cellular component: apoplast; cell wall. Gene Ontology annotation, biological process: systemic acquired resistance. The transcript is spliced from 3 exons.
AUGGGUAUCGAAAUGAAAGCGUUCCUGAUACUAUCAAUGGCAAUGAGCCUAAUCUCUGUUGCAUUUGCAGCUACAGGGACUGCCACUUACUAUACAACUUAUGUCCCUUCUGCAUGCAAUGGAUAUCAAAACGAUGGAGAUAUGAUAGCGGCUGCAAGCAAUGUCCUGUGGAACAACGGGGCAGUUUGUAACAAAUAUUACAGAAUCACCUGCACCGGCCUCGCUUACCAAGGUGCAAACCCUUGCAAAUCCGGCAGCGUUGUUGUCAAAAUUGUCGAUCACUGUCCUACCGGCUGCACCGGAACCAUUGAUCUCUCUGAGCAAGCUUUCGCCAAGAUCGCCAACACCGCAGCCGGAAAGAUCAAUAUUCAGUAUACUCCGGUUUGA